UGUAACCUCGUGAGGCUGGCAUGCAAGAUGGCAGGACAGCCCAGCCACAUGCCUCAUGGAGGGAGCCCAAACCACCUCUGCCAUGUGCUGGGGCCUGCACACCCUCCAGACCCACAGAGGCACCCAAACACCCUGUCUUUUCGCUGCUCACUGGCAGACUUCCAAAUCGAGAAGAAGAUUGGCCGAGGACAGUUCAGUGAGGUCUACAAAGCCACCUGCCUGCUGGACAGGAAGACAGUGGCUCUGAAGAAGGUGCAGAUUUUUGAGAUGAUGGAUGCCAAAGCCAGACAGGACUGUGUCAAAGAAAUUGGUCUCCUAAAGCAACUGAACCAUCCAAACAUCAUUAAGUACCUGGACUCCUUCAUCGAAGACAAUGAGCUGAACAUUGUGCUGGAGUUGGCUGACGCGGGCGACCUCUCACAGAUGAUCAAGUACUUCAAGAAGCAGAAGCGGCUUAUCCCUGAGAGGACUGUGUGGAAGUACUUCGUGCAGCUGUGCAGCGCUGUGGAGCACAUGCAUUCCCGACGCGUGAUGCACCGAGACAUCAAGCCCGCCAACGUGUUCAUCACAGCUACGGGCAUCGUGAAGCUUGGUGACCUCGGCCUGGGCCGCUUCUUCAGCUCAGAGACCACUGCAGCCCACUCGCUAGGUAAGAGGCCUGUUGGAACACCAUACUAUAUGUCACCUGAGAGGAUCCACGAGAAUGGCUACAACUUCAAGUCAGACAUCUGGUCCCUAGGCUGCCUGCUGUAUGAGAUGGCAGCUCUCCAGAGCCCCUUCUAUGGAGAUAAGAUGAAUCUCUUCUCCCUCUGCCAAAAGAUUGAGCAGUGUGACUACCCGCCUCUCCCGGGGGAGCACUACUCUGAGAAGCUUCGGGAACUGGUCAGCAUGUGUAUCUACCCCGACCCUAACCACCGACCUGACAUUGAGUAUGUGCACCAGGUGGCUAAACAGAUGCACGUCUGGACAUCCAGCACCUGAAUGCCACACCUCAUCAAAGCCAAACGUCACUUGUCUUACUUGAGUCCUCUCCCCAAGUGGUACCUGGAAGCCCCCACAGCCAAGACCAGAGGACUCUCAGCUGCCUCCCAAAGGUGGCUACCUCUGCCACUGAGCUGAAGGCAGCUGGGUUAUGGUCAAACUCCAGAGUCCUUUCUUUGAACUGCUGCAGACAAUCUGAGCUGGGCUUUAGUGGGGGAGGGGCUUGGCAGUCAUCAAAAGCCCUGGGCCUACUGAAAUGUGAACCUCUGCCUGGCGGCUUCAGACCUGUCCAGGCCCACACUGUCAGGACACCUGAAGGGAGCUGGGUGACUGGUGUGGGCAAGACUCUGUUGGUUUAGUUCUUAGUUCCUUUCUAUACAAUCAGACUGAGUGCUUCAUUUACUCUCUUGUAAAGGGAUACAAUGAAAAUAAUGGUUUAGAGUAGGGAUUUCGCUAGUAUUUUCUCUGCAUUUGCUAAUUUGAUGAAUGACAGUGAGGAGGAGCACCUAGCACCCGGCAUUUCGGCGUAAGUGGCGUCUGGUAGACAGGAGGGUUCUCACGAUCUUCUGAUCCCUGCCUUGUACCAUCCUCACCUGCUGGGACGCUAUGGCUCACUUCAGGACAGUCCACAGCACUUCAUCCACCGGGAAGACAGCAAGAAAAUUCCAAAAACUUUGCUCUCACACGGUUCUUUUCAAAUUCUGGUUCUGUAUCUUCCUAGUGACCUGGGCAAGGUGUUGGUCUUUCUGGGCCUUCGUUUCCUCAUCUGCAAAUGGGACUAAUAAGGUAUCUAUCUUCCAGGUGGCUGACAGGAUUUAAACAAGAGAUGUUAUUCAGCUGGGCCAGUUUAAGCAUGUUAUCCCAGCAUUUGAGGGGUAGAGGCAGGAGGAUCAAGAAUCCAAGGUUGCCCUGAGCAAUACAGGAAGUUUGAAACAGGAAUGGACUACAUAAAUAAGACCCUGUCUCAAAAAUAAACCAACCAACAAAAGCCAAACCAACAGAGAUGCAGAUCAGCCCAGCAGUGGCAGGUGAUCCAAAAAUAUGGCCUGUCACCCCUUCAGAAAAUUCAAGUCAUGGACCAUUCGUGUCAAGAAUUAAAAUAUAACUGUAUUAUGUGCAGGAAAAGCAGAAAUAUGUUCACUUACUUUUUAUUCCCAACAGGAUUAACUGUGAAGACUAACUUAUAAAUGUGAAUUUAAGGAAACUGAA
Molecule: messenger RNA, 2190 nt
Organism: Rattus rattus (black rat)
Lineage: Eukaryota; Metazoa; Chordata; Mammalia; Rodentia; Muridae
Gene: Nek6
Product: NIMA related kinase 6
Exons: 9
Coding region: 28-981 (317 amino acids)
Biological process (GO): protein phosphorylation
Molecular function (GO): ATP binding; protein kinase activity
Source: RefSeq, a predicted model, not a curated record